AUGGGGAUGAGGGAGAAAGGAGACAGUCCCCUUUUUGUUGAUAAGGAGAACAAUCCAGCAGCAGAUAUCUGCAGCACACCCCUUACCUCUCCUACCUACAAGCAGCAGCAGCACAAACAGCAGCAACAGCAGCAGCAGCAGCGGCAGCAGCAGCAGCAGCAGCGUUGGAUAGGAAGGAGCUCGGGGGGCCCCCUGCAGCUCGUUAGUCGUCUCCAUAAAUCCUUAAGGCGUAUAUUCGCACCUAAGGACAGCAAGCCGCAGCAGCAGCAGCAGCAGCAGCAGCAGCGACAGCAGCAGCAGCGGCAGCAGCACCAAAGGAAGCAACAUGGAGAUUCAGCAGCAGCAGCAGCUGCUGCUGCUGCAGCAGCCGCUGCUGCUGAGGAGGAAGAGGAGGAAUUUCUCCUUCCUGAUCUGCAUGCAGGCCUCCUCCCUCUAGGUGUAGAUGACGAGGGAGCAGCAGCAGCAGCAGCAGCAGCAGCAUCACCAACUGCAGCAGCAGCAAUAGCACCAGCAUCCCCAACAGCAGCAGCAGUAGCAGCAGCUAGAUCAGGUAACGAAGUUGCAUGCAGCAGCUGGUUUGCUGCCAGGCCCCCUUUGCGUGCAUGCAGCAGCAGCAGCAGCUGCAGCAACAGCAGCAACAUGUUUGGGUCUCCUGGGUCUGUUAGUCUCCAUUACUAUAAGGGGACACCACCAACUAUACCAGCACCAGAGGAGACAGAAGCAGCAGCAGCAGCAACAGCAGCAACAGCAGUAGCAGCAGCAGCAGCAGGACUAGGGGAGACAAGGGGACAUGCUGCUGCUGAGUUGCUGCUGCUGCAGCGCAGCAGCUCGAGAAGCUGCAGCAGAUAUUCUAUGUCACAGCCUGUAGGAGCAGCAGCAGCAGCAACUGCAGCAGCAGCAGCAGCAGCAGCAGCAAACGCAGCAAGUCAGCAAAGUCGCUUGUCUACACGACGCAUGAGUUGCUGCUCCUUCUGUCCCCUUCCUGGUGGUGCUGCUGCUGCAGCAGCAGCAGCAGCAGGAAGAGUCCCUCAGCUGCAGCAGCAGCAUUUGUCCUCUCUGUCUCUCCGUAUGUUUAGUCAACCAGACCCCUCAGCAGCAGCAGCAGCAGGUGCAGCAGCAGCAGCAGCAGCAGCAGCAGCAGGCUGCCGUUUUAGGCCCCGCCCUCUUCCCCGCAGGAGCAGCACGCAGCUGGAUAUGAAAAGUAUGCGGCAGCAGCAGCAGCAAUUGCUGCUGCUGCAGCAGCAGCAGCAGCAGCAGCAGAUGCUGCAUGCAGAGGAUAUGUCUGCGGAUUGUUCCCCUCGUGGCUGCUGGUCACAGUCUUCUGUGCUGCCUUCCCCUGCAGCAGCAGCUGCUGCUGCUGCAGCAACAGCAGCAGCAGCAGCAGCAGCAGCAGAACGGCCGCGCCUGCGCCGUUCUUCUACGAGUCCUAUGGGUUUGCUGCAGUGGCGCAGCACACCAGUAUGUGUACCUUCUGCUGCUGCUGCUGCUUCUGCAUCUACAGCAGCAGCAGCAACAGCAGCAACAGCAGCAGCAGAAGGAGAAACGUCAAAGAGGAGACGCAUGGAUACGUCUCUCUAUAGAUCUGCUGCUGCUGCUGCUGCUGCACCAGGUGUACGUACACCCGACACCUCCCAGUUAUUUGUUACCCCACAGUCUUCUCCUCUACGCCCUCCUCUGCAUGCAGGUGCUGUUGCUGCUGCUGCUGCAGCGGCAGCAGCAGCAACAACAAUGCCAGGAGGAGCGGCAGCAGCAACAGCUACACCAGCAGCAGCAGCAGCAGCAGCAGAGGACAGUCAAGACACAGCAGCAGACGAGGAGAUGCCCUGUGUUCUAUGGGAUCCUCCUGAUCUAGACAGCAGCAGCAGCAGCAACAGCAGCAGCAGCAGCAGUGCGCCACCGAUGGCUUCUGCUUCACUGUCUCCUGUUGCAGUGCCUCUGCAGCAACAGCAACAGCAGCAGCAGCAGCAGCAGCAGCACGACGCUGCUGCUGGUCUGUCCUUCCCUAUAUCAGGCCCACGCAAUUUGCUGCUGCUGCAGCGAAAGUCGUCACAGCAGCAAAAGCAGCAGCAGCAGCAGCAGCAGCAGCAGGAUGUCACCUUGGCCAAGGCUGGUGAGGGACAGGGCAGCAGUGGGUCCACAGACGAGUCCUCUGCAUGCAGCAACAGCGGCAGCAGCAGCAGCGACAGCAGCAGCAGCAGCAAUGCACCGACUGUUGAGGGGACCGCAGCUGCUGCAGCUGCUAGUGCUGCUGCUGGUGCUGUUGGCGGAGAUACCUCGCGCACCCCGGACAGGGCAGUAGGUGCAGCAGCGGCAGCAGCAGCAGCAGCAGCAGCUGCUGCUGCUGCUGCAGCUGCUGCUGCAUCUCCUUCCUCUGGUGCGAACAGGAAGCGCCGCAGAGACACAGAAGACUCAGCAGCAGCAGCAGCAGCAGCAGGAAGAGGAUCGUUUACUGGUUCUGCUGGUGGUGGUGGUUCGCAGAGCAGCAACAGCAGCAACAGCAGCAACAGCAGCAGCAGCAGCAGCCCUAGUGAGCUGUCUCCUGCAAAGAGACAGAGACGCCGCAGCUACGGAGGGACACCAUUUGCUGCAGCAGCAGCAGCAGCAAGAAGAUUAAUUUGUUUGUCUCCUGAUAAGGGGAACGAGUUGCUUCCUUCCUUAUGUUUACCUGCCUUAUCUAUAGAGGAGACAAAGGCAUUAAGGCAGCAGCAGCAGCAGCAGCAGCAGCAGAUGUUGCUGCUGCUGCAGCAGCAGCAGCAGGAAAAAGAAAGAAAAGAAAAAGAAGAAAGGGAAAGACAGGAAGCAGCAGAAAGACAAAGAAAAAUUAAGGAAGAAGAAGAAAAGAAAAGGAAGCAGCAGCAGGAGCAGCAAAGGCAGCAACAGCUGCUGCUGCAACAGCAGCAACAGCAGCAACAGCAGCAAGAAGAGCAAAGGAAAAAACAACAAGAACAGCAACAAACGCAACAGAAACAGGGGGACGACAAACAGCAGCCACAACAGCAGCAGCAGCAGCCACAACAGCAGCAGCAGCAGCCACAGCAGCAGCAGCAGCAGCAGCAGCAGCAGCAGCCUCUAUUUGGGCGUCUGCCGGCUGCUGCUGCUUCACCUGCAGCAGCAGCAACAGCAACGCCAGCAGGAGCAGCAGCAGGCGCAGCAGCAGCAACAGCAGCAAAGCCGCUGUUUACCCUUCCGGGGGCUGUUGCUGCUCCUGCUACUGGUGCUCCUGCUGCUGCUGCAACAGCUGCUGCUGCUCCUACUUUUGCACCAGCUGGUUCUCCUCCUGCAGCUCCUGCUGCAAGUGCAGCAGCAGCAGCAGGACCAGCAGCAGCAGCAGCAGCAGCAGCAGCAGGGGCCGCAGCAGAAACUCCGGCGAGAGGCAACAGACCAGUGCUGCGCAUUGUGCGCAACAAGAACCCACAGCAGCAGCAACAACAACAGCAGCAGCAGCAGCAGCAACAGCAGCAGCAGCAGCAACAGCAGCAGCAGCAGCAGAAACCGUUAUUCGCGGCAUUGUCUCAAAGCCCUCAACCGAUGCAGCAGCAGCAGCAACAGCAACAGCAGCAGCAGCAGCAGCAGUUUAUGUUUGGGCAGCAGCGGCCGCAGCAGCAGCAGCAGCAGCAGCAGCAGCCGCAGCAGCAGCAACAGUUUAUGUUUGGGCAGCAGCAGCAGCAGCAGCAGCAGCAGAAUCCGUUUGCGUUCGGGCAGCAGCAGCAGCAGCAGCAACCUGUCUUUGGAUUCGGCAUGCCGCAGCAACCGCAGCAACUGCAGCAGCAGCAGCAGCAGCAGCAGCAGGGAUGUUUGCCUGGAGGUUUAAUACCUGGAUUUGGCCCUGCAGCACCAGCAGCAGCAGCAGCAGCACAGCCAGGAGGAGCAGCAGCAGCAAACUGUUUUGCUAUGGGCAGCAGCAGCAGAAGCAGCAGAGGAAGAGGAAGAGGAAGAGGACGUCGUUAA
Messenger RNA from Eimeria maxima, 3948 nucleotides. RefSeq lists its product as hypothetical. Bases 1 to 3948 code for a protein of 1315 amino acids. Gene Ontology annotation, molecular function: transcription coregulator activity. Lineage: Eukaryota; Apicomplexa; Conoidasida; Eucoccidiorida; Eimeriidae. The record is from RefSeq and is a predicted model, not a curated record. The transcript has a single exon. Gene Ontology annotation, biological process: regulation of transcription by RNA polymerase II. Gene Ontology annotation, cellular component: SWI/SNF complex; nucleus.